Messenger RNA from Ascochyta rabiei, 204 nucleotides. RefSeq lists its product as uncharacterized. Bases 1 to 204 code for a protein of 67 amino acids. The transcript has a single exon. NCBI's taxonomy places the organism in Eukaryota, Fungi, Ascomycota, Dothideomycetes, Pleosporales, Didymellaceae. The record is from RefSeq and is a predicted model, not a curated record.
AUGGCCAAGACGUGGGCCAACGUCAAGAACCAGACGAAGACAACGAUCGAAGACAGGGAGAAGGACGAGGCAGCCCUAUGGCUGGAGCGGACUGGGUGGCUGCUGUACUUGAACAAACUAGAUCGUACCAAAUUGCUAGCAAGCAUUAAGGAGCCUAACAUAGACCCAGAGAAAGAUAAGGAGCCUGUUAAGGCUGCGAUUUAG